AACGAGGAUGGUCAUGGAGUUGACCCUUGCAAGAAAGACAGAAGCAAUACGCAAUCCCACGCAAGCCCAUCCAAUAAUUGUCCAAUAAACAAACCUCAUCAAAUCCGGAUGGAUAGAUAGAUAGAUAGGUUAAGGUUUCAUCUUUCUUCUUCUCCUUCAAUCAAUCAACCAACUACCGCACCCUCUUACACAAAAAAAAAAAAAAAACAAACGAACUCAGAUUUCUUCAUUCCUUCCAUCCAAUUCCAAUCCCCAGAUUCAUCCAAAAUGGAUCAACACCACUUCCUCCACCACCACCACUACCAUCCCCAAGAACACCGUAAUCGAUACACCUCCCUCACACCUCAAUCCCACCACCACCAUAACAAUCUCCCUCCGCCGCCCCCAAAUCCUCCUCCGCCUCUUUCCUACCACCGCACACCCCAACACUACACCCCUCCUACACCCCAACCCCAACCCCAACAACAGCAAUUCCCUUAUACACCCCUCCCACAUCGCCCUCUCGAAGAAGAACCCCAACCCCAACCCCAACGCCAUAUCCCCUACGACCUUCUCCCUCGCCGCACCACCACCCUCCCCUGGAACCCUAACCCUAGAAUUCCUGAUGAUUUCGAUCGCGAUUUCCACCUCCACCGCCCUCUCCCGCCGCCACCCCUGAUCGAAUCCCACCGCUACGACCCCGACCGGCACCACCACCACCGCGUCGUCGUCGAUCCAUAUGAGCAGAACCCUAGGGAGCCCCUUGCGUGGGGGGGCGGCGGCUACCACGCGCCGGGCCAGGGCGACGUGGACCCCACGCCCUACGUCCGCGUGUACACCAUGGAAUCCGAUGCCGAUGCGGCGGGGAGAACAACCUCCAAGAGAUGGGUAAUGAGUGAUAGAGAUAGAGGAAGAGAGAUGCUCGAGUCUUCUUCUAGUUUAGUGAGUAAUAGUGUUAACAAUGAGAAAUAUUAUCAUGGCUCUGAGAGCAAUAUGAUGGGUAGGUAUAGUAGAGGGAAUAGUAGAGAGUGUGGUCAUACCCAUGAAUUUGCACGCACUCCUCCGAAGAAACAGGUGCAGAAGAAGAGUGCUCUUCUUAGGAUUCAGACGGUUAAACCUAAUAAUAAUCAUAGGAACCGCGACAAUCGCGAGGUUGAGCCGUUACGGUACCCAGGUUAUGGUUCUGAGUGUAGCAAUGGUUUUUACAGGGGAAAGGAGCAGUAUUUGGGUCAUGGGGUGAAGGGGGAUGAGAGGGAAGAGAGAGAGGGGAGUCCUGUUGAGAUUGAUAUUUCUUUUGAGUCCAAUUCGCUGGUGGCAAAGGCGAAGGCGAUUGUGGCGCCACCUUCGAGUUUGGUGUCGGUUCCUGAUUUGAAUGUGAUGCCAAUUGCAGAUUCGGAUUUGGUUUAUGGGGGGAGGAGUAAAAGGGUUUCGGGCACUGAUGGUGAUUAUUCUGGUUUGCAAUUGCAGCAACCGGUUAGAAUGUCUUCGGUUGUUGUUGUGGAUUUAAAUAGGUCGCCUUGCAAAGGGAAUGAUAGCUUGGGCUCGAGGAAGGAGGUUAUGGGGUCGAAGAAGAAGAAUGUUGAUGAUGGUUCUUCCCGGUCUAGUGCCAGGGAGGCCGAUGGUUCCCGUGGGAAAAAGGAGGUGCCAAAUUCUGUUAAGGUUGGCAAUGUUGGUUCUGGUAAAUUGACCUUGAAGGUUGUCAAGAAGAAGAAAAUUGUUAAGAGAGUGGUGAAGAAAGGUACUGCAAGUUCUAAGUCAUCUGUGUCGAAUUCACUACCAGCUAAAACACUUCCUGGAACUGUGAAAGCAGAGAGUGUUGCAUGUAUUUCAUUGACUGCCUCUGGUCCUGAGAAAAUUGAAGCUAAUUUGGAUGAGAAAAGCAACACUGUUGAUGAGGUGGCUAAGCCUGACUGUUUGCACCCUUUACCAAAGGAAGGGAAUGUAUUGAAAGAAGAAGCAGAGGUAGGCUUAUUGCAGCCGAGUUUGGGGCCACAUUCCGGGUCACAAGAGUGUAAGAGUGACAAAGAUUCUGAUAUUGGGAAAGUAUCCAGGUUUGAAAAAGAUGGAAACAUUUCAAAUUCUCUAUCUUGUGCUUCUAGUAGUGAAGAUAAAAAGAGUGAUUCUGAUUGUUUAGAUGCAAAUGAUUCUGUCCAUGAUAAUGCAAAUACAUCUGACUGUUUAGAUGCAAAUAAUUCUGUGCCAAAUACUGUCAAGGUUACUAAAUCAUUAAGUGGAAGUAAUAUUUCAGUAGUCACUAACAUGGAUUAUGGUAAUAAGCAAUUAUGUCAGAAUGAAGUGUCUCUAUCACCUGGGAAAUAUUCAAAUGCAGGAUCCCCACAGAAUAGGAAUCUUGUAGAUGCAGGGGAUGAACUUUUGAAAAGCAGUGUUAUUUCAUGUUCAGGAAAAACUAGGAUUCAGGAUGGUCUGGAUUGCCUCCAACAUGCCAGUGCACUAAAGCACAGUUCUGAUAAUGGAUCAUCUAAUUUAGAAGAUAGUACUAGUGUUGACUUUUCUGGUAUUAUGCAUGAUGCUGGAAAGCAGGUGUCCCCUGGUCAUGUCAUCAUAUCCCCUGAGAAUUGUGAGACAGAAAAAGCAUUCCCCAAUUAUAAUGUUUCAGCUGGAUCUGGUGAAGGGGACACAAAUAUGAUAAAAAAGAGAAAAGAUAGAACACACUUAAAAUAUUUGAGUUCAGAGAUGGAGUGCUUAUCUCCAGACUAUGUAAAUUCAGAUAGGCUUGCAAAUAAUGUGGAUGGAGGCUCAAGUCUGUUGUUGAAAGAUCCAUCUCCUUCAGAAGUUUUAGCGCAACCUGUUCAAAGCUUAGAUUUUAACUCACUAUCCGGCCUGGAUGGGGUUACUGCUUUACAUGUUGUAAAUAAUGACAAUGAUAAUGCAAAUGAGGUUUCACCAGCUUCUAAAAGGAAAAAAGUCACAGCUAACCCAUAUUUCACAAAAUGUCAAUCGGAAUUCUGUGCUGUGAUUGUGCCUUCCCCCACAUCUGAAGCUCCUGUGAGUUUCAGUGAUAACCAAGAACAUCAGAAAGAAGUUGUUUUUGCAAGCAUGGGUAUGAGUAUUCUGUCUACUGCUCAGUCAAUACUUUAUUCAGAGAAUAUUACUAAAAUGUCUGAAAAUAUUUUGGCUGGAGGAUCUUUUGAGUCUAUUGAUGCAGAUAAGGAAACUAUGAGUUCUGAGCAUUUGGAAUUGCAGCACUCAGAUAUAGUCUCUUUUUCACCAAGUGAGGACGUGGCAUUUCCAAAUGUUCAGUUGUCAUCAUUGGAAGGUGAGUGCAAAGAAAACAUUACUCCAAUUGUGCCUACAAGUAAUAUUCAAACAGAUGUUUUGGCUGUGGGAAUUAUAGCGGGGCAAAAGACUGAUUUACAGGCUGUUGAAGAAAAUUACCAGUAUAGAGAGCAUGUGCAAAGGUCACCAAGAGCUGAUAUGGAACCUAAUGAUCACAAUAUGAAGAAUGAUUUGCUUGCUCGGCAGAACCUUAUGUCUUGUCCAGCCAGUAGUGAUGAAGUCACUACAAGUAAUUUGAAUAACGAAGUGAUUGAGGAUGUACCUGAUGCAUUAUCAGAUAUGUUUUCUCAAGGGAUGGCAUCUGAAGUACCGGAUCAAAGGGUUUUAGAAUUUACAGCAAUCAACGAUGAAAAUAUUUGUGGGGUUGAAGAAAAUCCAGAUAACAACAUAUCUAUUGUUGGACAUGGUUCUGACUUAAAUACUUCAUCAAUACAGCAGACUAGAAAAAAUAUGAAGUCAGGUCAUGCAAUCGAACAUAGUAACCUGAUCACAAAGAAGACAAUGUCAGAACCAUCCCAAGUUUCUUCCAGAGUUACAACUCAGGCUUUAAAUUCAUAUCGUUUUGGGUUGAGUGGGACCAAAAACCAGUCAGGUAGUGUCAUUCCCAAAACUUUUCCAGGUCAUUCUUUCACCUUUUCAAAGGCAUCUGCCUCUUCACCUCAUGUAUCAAAGCCUCGAACUUGGCUUCGUACAGGUAAUAUUCCUCCCACUUCUGUACUUAGAAUCAAGCCUUCAGUAGAAACAGUUCCUCCCAAAAGGCCAAUUCUAGAAACAAAAGGGAACUUUCAAAAUACCUCUUAUGUUCGUAAAGGUAACAGUCUUGUAAGGAAACCUACUCCAGUUUCCACUCUACCUCAAAUCUCCUCUGUUAAUCAGACAUCUUCUUUGGGCAUAGAUGAAAUACCAAAAAGCAUUAAAUCUGGAAGGAGGGCUGAUGGGACAGAUAAACCAAUGUACUUGAAAACAGGAGCAAUAAAUGCUCCACAGCAGAGAACACCUCCACUACCAAUUGACACCAAAUUAGAGGAAAAUAGAUCUUCCUCAUUGGUAGAACCUCCUUCUGGUGGUUGCUGUGAAAAUGCAUCAGAUGUUAGGAAAUUUAUAGAAACUGAUAAUAUUGCACCAAAUUCUUCUGAAGAUGCACUGAAGCAUUGUGAAACUCCAGAAAAUCAAUCUGGUCCAUCUGAUAAUGGGGAGAGCCAAGGUGAAGCAAACGAUGGAAAUGUUUUUCCUUUGAAUACAAAGAGAAUAGUAUAUAUAAAGCCCAAAACAAAUCAAUUGGUUGCAACAUCAAAUUCUUAUGAUGUUUCUGUCUCUACUGAUGACAAUCUCCAAACUGCCUUCUCUGAUGGCUACUACAAGAGAAGAAAAAAUCAAUUGGUUAGGACUACAAUCGAAAGCCAUAUCAACCAGACAGUUGCAAUGCCCAAUAACACGGCAAAUUCUGAUGGACAAGGAACUAGUAAUGCUCUUUGCAACAGGAGGUUUAGUAAGAAGCGGACACAUAAGGUUGGUAGGAGUUCAUUUAAACGUUCAAGAGCCUCAUUAGUGUGGACACUCUGUAGCAAAAAUUCUUCUGAAAAUGACAGGGACUCACGACAUUAUCAAAGGGCUUUACCUCUAUUGUUUCCAUGGAAAAGAGCAGCAUUUGCUUCAAGCUUGAAUAACAGUUCCUUAUCUGCAAUCAGCAAAAAAUUGCUUCAGUUGAGAAAGAGGGAUACAGUUUACACUAGGUCAAUCCACGGGUUUUCACUUCGGAAAUCCAGAGUUUUAGGUGUUGGGGGGUGUAGUUUAAAAUGGUCCAAAUCCAUUGAGAAGAACUCAAAGCUAGCUAAUGAGGAAGCCACACUUGCUGUUGCUGCAGUAGAGAGGAAGAAGAGAGAGCAGAAAAAUGCAGUUUGCAUCAGUUCUCUGUCAAAGAGAGAGCGUAUAUUUCGCAUUGGUUCAGUUCGCUACAGAAUGGAUCCUUCCAGGAGAACACUUCAGAGGAUUUCAGACGAUGAAUCCCUGUCCUCUGCAUCUACCUGUUCAGGUUUGGCUUCCAAAAGAGCUUACAUUCCAAGGAGAUUAGUGAUUGGAAAUGAUGAAUAUGUCCGAAUUGGCAAUGGUAACCAGCUUAUCAGAGACCCAAAGAAACGAACUCGAAAAUUGGCAAAUGAAAAAGUUAGAUGGAGCUUGCACACUGCCAGACAGCGAUUGGCACGAAAGCAGAAGUAUUGUCAGUUUUUUACUAGAUUUGGGAAAUGUAACAAGGAUGGAGGGAAGUGUCCUUAUAUUCAUGAUCCCUCAAAAAUCGCUGUCUGUACUAAGUUCCUGAAUGGUUUAUGUUCUACUCCCAACUGCAAAUUGACACAUAAGGUUAUUCCAGAGAGAAUGCCAGAUUGUUCUUACUUCUUGCAAGGCUUAUGCUCAAAUAGAAAUUGUCCAUAUAGACAUGUCAAUGUGAACCCCAAGGCAUCUAUUUGUGAAGGAUUUCUCAAGGGUUAUUGUGCUGAUGGGAAUGAGUGUCGGAAGAAGCACAGCUAUGUCUGUCCUACUUUUGAAGAAACAGGAACCUGUACUCAAGGAACCAAAUGUAAACUUCAUCACCCCAAAAAACAAAGCAAGGGAAAGAAAAGGAAGAGAACUGCAUAUCAAAACAACAGUAGAGGGCGUUAUUUUGGUUCUAUUCCUGCUAAUGUUUCUGAAUCUGGGAUGAUGUUGGCUCCAAAGCGACAUAGACAGAGUGGUGAACUUGAAGAGGAACUUUCUGACUACAUCAGCCUAGAUGAUGUGAAUGAAGAAGUUUUAGACACGGUCGAUCAAUCAUUUGAGCCAGCAACUUUCUGUGACAAUGACUCCUUGGAUUUACAGUUGGACGAUUUUGAUGAACUUAUUAAACCAGUUCUUCUGUUGAAAACAAAGUUCACAAUGCAAUCACCUCAGUUUAGUAGCCUCCAAGCUUUUAGGCAAGUGGCGGAGAGUUAGGUGUUUGUAAAUGAGGUAAUUUAGGUAGUGCGAAACCCUUCCCCCCACCCCCAAUCCUUUUUUUUUACUCGUUUAUUUUGAAUGCAUAGCUUAAAUGUAAACAGGUCAUCCUCCCCCUCCCCUUCAUUUUUUUUUUUUUUUUGUGGAUUUACAAUUGUACAUUGACAUCUGGAAUAAUAAUUAAGAAAAAAGUUUCUUCUCGCACUA
Glycine soja is the source of this 6450-nucleotide messenger RNA. RefSeq lists its product as uncharacterized. The coding region runs from base 268 to 6243 and encodes 1991 amino acids. The transcript has 10 exons. Gene Ontology annotation, molecular function: metal ion binding. Gene Ontology annotation, cellular component: nucleus. The record is from RefSeq and is a predicted model, not a curated record. NCBI's taxonomy places the organism in Eukaryota, Viridiplantae, Streptophyta, Magnoliopsida, Fabales, Fabaceae.